This is a messenger RNA of Etheostoma spectabile (orangethroat darter), 734 nucleotides long. Its product is annotated as enhancer of rudimentary homolog. The transcript has 4 exons. NCBI's taxonomy places the organism in Eukaryota, Metazoa, Chordata, Actinopteri, Perciformes, Percidae. Bases 253 to 567 code for a protein of 104 amino acids. The record is from RefSeq and is a predicted model, not a curated record.
UAAUAAUAUUAAUGGUUUGGCUUAUUUAAAGGCAUAUGCUUGUGAUCCUGUCCACUCAAUUUUAGCUUUUAAACCAACCGUAGACUAAAAUUAGCACCAACAACAACAACAAAAAAACAGAGAACGGCAAAGAAGGGUUCAAAUUAGCGAGUUGUUCUUCCGGUAUCACAGGUCAACUCAUCCGAGAAGAAGCAAGGAUUCAAGAAAAUCCACGGACACCGACUGAAAAACUAUUACAACAGAAAAGAAAUCAUGUCUCACACCAUCCUGCUGGUGCAGCCCACCAAGAGGCCCGAGGGAAGGACGUACGCCGAUUAUGAAUCCGUCAACGAGUGUAUGGAAGGAGUGUGUAAGAUGUACGAGGAGCAUUUAAAGAGAAUGAACCCCAACAGUCCAUCGAUAACGUACGACAUCAGCCAGCUGUUCGACUUCAUCGACGACCUGGCGGACCUCAGCUGUUUGGUGUACCGUGCCGACACACAGACGUACCAGCCGUACAACAAGGACUGGAUCAAAGAGAAGAUCUACGUGCUGCUGCGCCGUCAGGCCCAGCAGGCAGCAAAGUGAAGCCUCGGAAGGGGGGGGGCAAUAUUAUUUUUCCGAUCUGUAACUUGUGUUCAAAUGGUUUGAGUAACUUGUUUUGACUAAGUUUAUUAUUAUUAUUUUUUUUUAAAGAUUUUUUUGCUCAUGGGGAGGUGCAUUUUGUAUUUAAAUGUUUGCCUUAUUAUUAAAGA